CGUGAACCGUGGAUGCGACCGGACGCUGCUGACGUUUUUGCUUCUUGCUUGGCUUGCUCGAGUGUUGUUUGUGUGUGAACGACGACGAAGACGACGACGACGAUGCAGGGGUUGCUGGUUGGCAGCGCCUUGUUGGCGCAGGCGAUGCUGUUGCAGUGGACGCAGCCGUACACACUGUUGCACAGCUUUGUGGCAGUGCCAUUUUCCUUUGUGGCUUUCACCGUCGGGUUUUUCUUCCUUGCAAAGACCUUCCUCGUGACGCCACUCUUUUUUCUGCCGGCCAUCUUGAUCGCCAAGGUCACCAACACGGACCAGCAGCUGCAAGAGUUUUUGGCGGCUUCUGAAGCUUCCGAUGCCGACGUGAAUCGCAUCAAGAUUCCAACCCCUGACGGUCUGAGCAUGUCGCGGGCUGCGCAGGUGAUUCUGCCGCAAGUCAACGGCCUCAUGUCCGCCAUCUUCGCCGGUAUCCUGGGGCUUGCUGCGCACACGACCAUCCGCUUCUCGGCGUUUGCUGACGAUGUGCCCAGAUGGAGCGUCACCAUCGCCACAAUCACAAUUGCGCUGGCUGUGCGCCAUCUGCGCCUGCUCUUCCCGCUCGUACCGCUGUUCAUGCGGGCCGCGGGCUGGCAACUCGAUGCUGUCGACACCUUCGACGUCAACCGGAGUUUCUGCAUCUAUCACCCGCGUGACGAGGUCCUCCCGCACCGCUUGUCGGACGCAUUCUCCGUUCUUCAACAGCAGCACACAGACGCGCUCAGGAGUUUCGAGCUGAGCGGUGCGCACCCGUCGCUGCCGUGCCACAUGUAUCCGCUGCACGAGCACGACGACGAGUGGGCGCAACUCCUCGCCCUCCUCAGGUCGUUCGUCCACGACUAGCCAGCCCCUGCAAAGCCACACACCCAGGCGUUGCGUGUGUGUGUGUGUGUGUGUGUGUCAAUGUGUCUCUUUGUGUGUAUGUGUGUGUGUCUGUCUCUUUGUUUGUCUCACUUUCUCUAUCUGUCUGUCCGUCUGUCUGUCUGUCUGUCUGUCUGUCUCACUGUGUCUGCCCCUGCGUUGCUCUGUGCUGUUGGUGAUGUCACGUUUCGUUACACGCAUGCAACUGAGGAAUUGUGGCUUGCCCCCUCGUCUUGUAUUCGAGCGCACCCAACGCAUGAAAUGUGUUCUCUGUAAACUGCAGUCAAGUCGACUAUCCCCCUCAACAGCGACCACCACCGCCACACAUACACACACAUCACGCAUCGUUAUCGAAACUGGAGCUUGGACUUUGGCGGGUUCAU
This is a messenger RNA of Salpingoeca rosetta, 1277 nucleotides long. RefSeq lists its product as uncharacterized. The transcript has 7 exons. NCBI's taxonomy places the organism in Eukaryota, Choanoflagellata, Craspedida, Salpingoecidae. The coding region runs from base 103 to 876 and encodes 257 amino acids. The record is from RefSeq and is a predicted model, not a curated record.